ACAGUAGGAGACGCACACACAAUGUCACCACUGUUCGGCAAUGGCAAGCUAAUCAAUCAGAUUCAUAAACAUUACAUAGAAACAAACUUUCCCGCAGAAAACCCUCAUAGUUUUCAAAUACUUUCCACAAUAAGAUAUGAUCCAAAGUUAACAGAACACCCACCACAAACAUAUCAAGACGUCAGUCCAGACAACUUCUUCUUGCUUCCUGAACACGUCGAAAGAUUAAAAUUCACAUUGAACUAUUUCCAUCUUCAAUUUAAAACAACAAUUCAUUUUGAAAUUACCAAAGAGCACCUCGUCCAAAACAUAGUCCAAGUUAUGAAAAAUGACGCCAAAUCAGUCAACAAACCUUACAAGAUUCGAGGAUUGUUUGAUCUUGAUGGAAAGGCAACCAUCGAAGUUCAUGAUACUCCAGCACGCGAGAAUCUAUUGGAUGGAUUGACACAAGAACAACCGAGCUACGACGUGUACCUUGACACUCAAGCUACUUUGAUAUCUCCAUUCACGUCAUUCAAAACUACAAAGAGAGAAGUUUACAGCCAAGCCAGAAACAGACGUUUACCAGGUUUGAAUCCAGGCAAGGAAGAGGUUUUAUUGUACAACACACAGAAUCAUGUCAUGGAAGGCUCUAUAACCAACGUUGCCAUCAAGCGAGUCUCCGAUGGGAAGUGGAUAACACCUUUGUUAAGUUCAGGCUGUCUCUGUGGAGUCACUCGACACUUUCUAUUACGUAAGGGCUUCAUUGAAGAAGAUGUUAUUAAUCUUGAAAUGCUAGUGCCAGGGAUGGAAAUUUUGUUAUUCAAUGGAAUAAUGGGUGUAGUAAAAGGGGUUAUUCUAGGAUAAUCUAUAUACACACUAUUUAAGCAACUGGUUAAUUUCCUCAUCGGUAUAGCCCAAUAUAUACAAAACAUCUUGUAAGCUAUCAGUAUUCAAACAAGCAGGAGCUUCCAAUUGAACCUUUGGUUUGGCGUUCCAGGCAAUUCCAAACCCACCAGUUCUCAUCAUUUUCAAAUCGUUAGCACCAUCACCGACAGCAACAGCAUCCUUGGGGUCAAUACCAUGUUUACCGGCGAUUUCCAAGAGUAAUUCGGCUUUCCUGUCUCCAUUGACAAUAGUGCCGAUUGUAGUACCAUCCAAUCUUUUGUGCUCGUCCACACCCAAAGUGUUAGCAUAGGCGUAAUCCAAUCCUAAUUCUCCUUUGACGUACUCGGCCAAUGGAAUAAAUCCACCAGACAAGACAGCCAUGGUGACUCCUAACCUUUUCAAUGCCUUGGUCAAUUCACGCACACCUUUAGUAAUGACAAUCUUUUCCUUCAACUCCUCCCAGAGGUUAGUAGCAUCAAUGCCCUUCAACAAUGCCACACGUUCAGCCAAACUCUGAUUAAAGUCCAACUCCCCGUUCAUAGCCCUAGUGGUGAUUUCGGCAACCUUAUCUUCGAUAUCGGCGUACGCUGCGAUUAACUCAAUGACUUCUUGGUAAAUCAAGGUUGAAUCCAUGUCAAACACAAAGAGUUUCUUGUUUUGACGAGUGGCACUAGGUUGGAUGAUUAUAUCGUAUGGUCGGCCUGUGCUUGAUGAAAACGUCUUAAUGGUAGAUCUAGCUUUGUUGAGGUCAGAUAUGUCAAAGUAGAAAUCAUGGGCACGUGGUGAAAGUCUCUUAUCGGUGUAUGAUUCAAUUGACAAUUGGUCAAUUAACAAUGUAUGGGUAAUUUCAUCAAGAACAACUUGAGAAAGGGUAUGGAAAUGCGAUAUUACCGUGAGUGUAGUAGACAUGGUGUUUGAAUAGUGGACUAACAAGAGUCAAAUUUAGAGUUUUGAAAAUUUUCUAAAUUGAGUCACACCAGUCAGAAAAGAUACGAGAAGG
Spathaspora passalidarum NRRL Y-27907 is the source of this 1867-nucleotide messenger RNA. Its product is annotated as aminodeoxychorismate lyase. The record is from RefSeq and is a predicted model, not a curated record. Gene Ontology annotation, molecular function: catalytic activity. Lineage: Eukaryota; Fungi; Ascomycota; Pichiomycetes; Serinales; Debaryomycetaceae. Gene Ontology annotation, biological process: carboxylic acid metabolic process. Bases 22 to 846 code for a protein of 274 amino acids. The transcript has a single exon.